CUGGAAACGCGGCCAAGCGCCGCUGCCGGGGCUCGGCGUGCGGCUGCGGGGCGGGGGGAGCCCCGCAGGGCCGGCCCGCAGAGCUGGAGCCGCCGCUCGCCAUGAGCCGCUCCCGGAGCAGCGCCUCCCCCACGUAGAAUAAUAAAAAUAUAAAGCGGGCAGGGCGCGGGAGCCCGCGGCAUCCCCGGCACGGGGGAGUGCGUGUGUGUGCGCGGGGGGCGCCCCGCCGCCCCGCCGCCCCCCGCCGCACCGCAGCGUGCGGGCAGCGAGCGCGAUGCGCCCCGCGCUCGGCUCUGCGGAAUAGCGCGGCCGCCGCUCGCCCUCCGCGGGCUGGGGGCGCACGGACCCGACCGCUGGCCAUUCCCUCUUGAUGUCCAUGAAUGCAAACACCAUGAUUUUCAUGAUCCUGGGCGCCUCUAUCGUUAUGAGUUGACCAGAUGCCUUGGUUGUGGGCUCUUACAGGCAAUAGCUUGCUUGAUGGACAUGAAUGCGUUGUUGGACAGAUUUCACAAUUACAUCCUACCGCAUCUCAGAGGGGAGGACCGAGUUUGUCACUGCAACUGUGGAAGGCACCACGUGCACUAUGUCAUCCCCUACGACGGGGACCAGUCGGUGGUGGACUCCUCGGAGAAUUACUUUGUGACUGACAACGUCACCAAGCAGGAGAUCGACCUGAUGCUGGGGCUGCUGCUGGGCUUCUGCAUCAGCUGGUUCCUGGUGUGGAUGGACGGGGUGCUGCACUACGCCGUGCGCGCCUGGCGGACCAGCCGGCGCUAUGACAACUCCUGGUCCUGGAUCCCGAAAUUUUGUAACUUGAAGGAGCUGAGGAAGCGUCACCACCGGCAGUACGAGGAGGCCACCGGGAACAUGGUGCACAUCAAACAGAAGCUGUACCACAACGGGCACCCCAGCCCCCGGCACCUCUGAGGGACCCCCAGCCUCCAGGGACUGCAGCCAGCUUUUAAAACACACACAGGACUCCUCUUCCUCCUGGGGAACAGCCUCUGGAUCGCUCCCGAGCCAGCUGAGGACACGGAUUUUCGGGAUCCAUCCCGGGUGUCCACGGGUGGACACGCCACGAUGCACAACUAAAGCCAGUCCUGGAUGCUCUGCAGCCAAGGCUUUGCACUGUGUUCCACAUUUUAUUGUCAGACUCGUGUAAAUAUGUAA
Vidua macroura (Pin-tailed whydah) is the source of this 1170-nucleotide messenger RNA. RefSeq names its product transmembrane protein 240 (gene TMEM240). The record is from RefSeq and is a predicted model, not a curated record. Lineage: Eukaryota; Metazoa; Chordata; Aves; Passeriformes; Viduidae. The coding region runs from base 478 to 927 and encodes 149 amino acids. The transcript is spliced from 5 exons.